This is a messenger RNA of Phragmites australis (common reed), 850 nucleotides long. RefSeq names its product RING-H2 finger protein ATL39-like. The record is from RefSeq and is a predicted model, not a curated record. Bases 217 to 705 code for a protein of 162 amino acids. NCBI's taxonomy places the organism in Eukaryota, Viridiplantae, Streptophyta, Magnoliopsida, Poales, Poaceae. The transcript has 2 exons.
CAUGAUAAAGCUCAAAUAUGAAUCUCAAAGCCAAAGAAAUGGCAAGGACGGUACGGCGAUCGCUUGUAUAAGUGGGAGAACCUCUACAUAUAUAACAUAUCUGGGAUAUUUGUUAAGAGCUUCAGCCACCCUGCACUCCCGCAGGCCGCAGUAGCUUAAUCCCCCGAAAGCUCGAAGCGGAGGCAGUACCGUUUCCCCGCCGCACCAACCCCCACCAUGGCUUCUCCUUUCGGCCGAGCACCCACCGUAACAUCACCAGAGCACCGCCCGGCGACGAAAGGAACGGUGAUCUUCAGCUACACCUGCGUCGGCCUCACGGGCGCCGUUGUCAUAUCCGUCCUCAUAAUAUUCUGCCAGUACCGCGUCCGCGGCCGAGCACCAGUCACCGCCGCCGGUCCAGGGAGCAAUCCAGACGACGGCCAUGUCAGCGUGGACAUCGCCAAGCUGCCGGAGCUCUCGUACACCGAGUCCGCAAGACGGAGCGGCGGCGACGCGGCGCAGUGCUCUGUGUGCCUCGGCACGGUGCAGGUCGGCGAGAUGGUGCGGCGGCUGCCCAUGUGCAAGCACCUGUACCACGUGGAGUGCAUCGACAUGUGGCUGGCUUCGCACACGACGUGUCCUCUCUGCCGGGCGGACGUUGAGCCGAAACAGGGGGACGAAGGCCAGGCCGCGCCGGCGGAGCCGCCGCUGGUGCUGCCGGAGUAGUAGGGCGCCUGUCAUCGUUGUUAUCUCCUGUCUCCUGCAACGGAUAUACGUACGAGCCAGCACGAUGAUCGAAGUGGAGUGGUCCACCUCAACUGGUGGGUGGAGGAGGCGAGGGGCUGAGUGCCUGAUGCUGCACGCCAGCGUG